GGGAUUAUCGGGGGCUCUUCCGGGAGCUGGUGUUUCACUUUAUACAUCCAUGAUUGUCAAACAUGGCAUCUCUUGAUCGAGUCAAAGUAUUAGUGUUGGGUGACUCGGGUUGUGGGAAAUCUUCACUGGUUCAUCUCCUAUGUCAGAACCAGGUUUUAGGAAACCCGUCCUGGACUGUAGGCUGCUCCCUGGACGUUCGGAUUCAUGACUACAAAGAGGGGACCCCAGAAGAGAAAACCUACUACAUUGAGCUUUGGGAUGUGGGAGGCUCGGUGGGCUGUGUUAGCAGUAUCAAGAGCACCCGAGCAGUCUUCUACAAUUCAGUUAAUGUAUGUUUUCCCUCAGGUAUUAUUUUAGUACACGACUUGACCAACAAGAAAUCCUCCCAGAACCUCUACCGAUGGUCACUGGAGGCCCUUAACAAGGACUCCUCACCCACAGGGGUCAUCGUCUCUAACGGUGAUUAUGACCGCGAGCAGUUUGCUGAGAACCCAGUGCCUCUGCUGCUGAUCGGCACCAAGUUUGACCAGAUCCCGGAGAACAAGCGCAGCGACGUCUUGAACCGGACCGCCUUCUUGUCUGAGGACUUCAACGCAGAAGAGAUCAACCUGGACUGCACCAACCCGCGGUACCUUGCUGCUGGCACGUCCAACGCUGUCAAGCUAAGCCGGUUCUUCGACAAGGUGGUUGAGAAGAGAUACUUUACAAGAGACCCGAGUCAGAUGGCAGGUUUUACAGACCGGAAACGUUUUAACUUUAAAAGCCUGCACUAUGACUGACGUGGCACUUCUACAGCCUCCCGGCAGACUGUUCAGGGGGUUUUCGUCUAGCGGUGAAAGUUGAAAGGUUUAGCUUGGUCCACCAGAACACAUGAAUGUGCAACCACAAACUGGUGUCCAAACUCCAUUGCUUGUAAAUAUAUAACUGAAACUAUCACAAUGGUGUAUAGAGGCAAUCAUUAUUUCCAGUGGUUCAUAGUUGGUAAAAUGAAUAGCAAGUUAAUGACUGAUGUUUUCAAUAAAGAUUGUCUAAUUUGAUUGUGUUUAUAUCACCAAUGUAUGAUGACUCAAAGGUGUUUCCACACAGAGGUCACCAACACAAGGCCUCAGAGACCCCAUGAGGUAGCCAGGUCAUAGUAGUCACAGUAUAUUGUUACCAAUGUAGACCAAUCAGCAGUGGUCGUUUGAGGCUGUCCAGUUAUACUGUACUGCUAUUUCUAACCUAGGGUACCUAGUGUAAAGGAGCAGUUACUCAUGAAAACGUGGACACUUGGGGUCGUCAAAUCGACAGUAAAAGUGGUAAAAUGAAAAGCAAGUCAAUGAACAAUUGAAUUUACACACUAGCAAUAAUUACAGAAAAAAAAAAUGCAGGGAUACUGUUCAAAAGGUUAAGGUGGAUGACCUAGACCCUUUUUUCAUCACCCUCUUAAUCCACUGCAUAAAGGAUGGGAUCUUCAUGAAGACUUGUAGAUACACAUGGGCUGUGUCACAUUUAACCUCGAAAUGAAUUGAUACUUUUUGCAUUAAAGAUGAAUGUUUCUCAUGUGGCGUAAAUUGUGCAUUAUCCUCGACUAUACAGUCCAUGUGAUGAUGUGAGGUCAAAUGUGUCAAAUAAACUUAUGACUAUCAUAAUGACACAUCUGAAGGUCUGUUCACGCACUAAUUAAACUUCAAAGCCCCGACACCAUGACGCUGAGUGGGGUCUGUGAGAAGUUUAUUCUGAAUGGUGGAUAUUUUGGCGCGCAGACGUUGGCGCGUCAAAAGGUGCAGAAGCAGAUAAACGCGCAUUCAAGACAAUUACAGUGUCGAACCAGUGCUGAGCUCCAUGGUGCUGAAAGACCGAAAGUUACAGUUAUUUACUUAAAGCAACAGUUGGCCAACGGCAGCUUGACAUAGCAGUCGCCCACGGAUAAACAAACAAGGCUGAAACGACCAAACCGGCCUUUGAUCAAUAGCGAUAUUCAAGCAAAUAAUAAUUGUAUGUCUG
This is a messenger RNA of Gadus chalcogrammus (walleye pollock), 1986 nucleotides long. It is a transcript of the gene rabl3, whose product is annotated as RAB, member of RAS oncogene family-like 3. The transcript is spliced from 8 exons. The coding region runs from base 63 to 779 and encodes 238 amino acids. The record is from RefSeq and is a predicted model, not a curated record. Gene Ontology annotation, molecular function: GTPase activity. Gene Ontology annotation, biological process: intracellular protein transport. Gene Ontology annotation, cellular component: endomembrane system. Lineage: Eukaryota; Metazoa; Chordata; Actinopteri; Gadiformes; Gadidae.